Metarhizium robertsii ARSEF 23 is the source of this 435-nucleotide messenger RNA. RefSeq lists its product as uncharacterized. The record is from RefSeq and is a predicted model, not a curated record. The transcript has 2 exons. Bases 1 to 435 code for a protein of 144 amino acids. Gene Ontology annotation, cellular component: cytoplasm; membrane. Lineage: Eukaryota; Fungi; Ascomycota; Sordariomycetes; Hypocreales; Clavicipitaceae. Gene Ontology annotation, molecular function: Delta24(24-1) sterol reductase activity; FAD binding. Gene Ontology annotation, biological process: steroid metabolic process.
AUGGAAGCCCACGACACGGCCGUCAGGCGCAUCGCAGCCCAGGUCAAGACGUUUCACGAAGCGCAAAAGCCGUUCCGCAUCUACCACGGCUCAACCAACAGCACGCGCACGUCGCACCGGCGCGCCGACAACACCAUCGACACCAGCGGCCUCAACCACGUCCUCUCGGUGGACAAGACGGGCAUGACGGCCCUCGUGGAGCCCAACGUGCCCAUGGACGAGCUCGUCGACGCCACGCUCGCGCACGGGCUCGUGCCGCCCGUGGUGAUGGAGUUCCCGGGCAUCACCGCGGGGGGCGGCUUCUCCGGGACGUCGGGGGAGAGCAGCUCGUUCCGAUUGUGCUGGCGGACGGGGCCACGGCGCGGGCGUCGCGCACCGACAAGGCGGACCUGUUCUGGGGCGCGGCGUCGGCCUUUGGCACGCUCGGCGUGGUGA